AUGACUCCCUCUGCCAGCCUCCUGCUGCUGCUCCUGCUCGGCCUCUCGCAGGCACUUCCUCUCCAGGAGGAAGGAAACACAGAAGAAGAAGAAGAAGAAGAAGAAGUCACAGACACCGUCGACAUCACCACCAGGAUUCUGACCUCCAACAACAACACCGAUGAGCUCCUGCUGGAAGGAGACCUGAUGGUUCCCACAACCAGAAACGCCAUGACGUGCUGGUCUCAGAAGUGCCUGUGGAAGAAAGCCUCCAACAGGAUGGUGACGAUCCCCUUCACCGUGAGCAGUCAGUUCACCAGAUCGGAGAAUCAGAAGAUCAUCAACGCCCUGAAUUCCUUCCAGAGCAGAUCCUGCAUCCGCUUCGUGCCCCGUCAGAACCAGAACGACUACAUCAGCAUCGAGAACAGAGGCGGGUGUUUCUCCGCUAUGGGCAGGACGGGAGGCAAACAGGUGCUCUCUCUCAACAGGCAGGGCUGCAUCUACCACGGCGUCAUCCAGCACGAGACCCUCCACGCUCUGGGCUUCCAUCAUGAACAGACCAGGAGCGACCGCGACAGCUACGUCAGGAUCAACUGGCAAAACAUCAACCCGCAGAUGGCCUACAACUUCAAAAAGCAUUCCACCAACAACCUGAACACUCCCUACGACUACUCCUCCAUCAUGCACUAUGGAAGAACAGCCUUCUCCAUCCAGCAGGGAAGGGACUCCAUCACCCCCAUCCCCAACCCCAACGUCCAGAUCGGCCAGAGAACGGGAAUGUCCUCCUUGGAUGUCAGGAGGAUCAACGCGCUCUACAGCUGUUAA
This is a messenger RNA of Cottoperca gobio, 804 nucleotides long. Its product is annotated as high choriolytic enzyme 1-like. The coding region runs from base 1 to 804 and encodes 267 amino acids. The transcript has a single exon. Lineage: Eukaryota; Metazoa; Chordata; Actinopteri; Perciformes; Bovichtidae. Gene Ontology annotation, biological process: proteolysis. Gene Ontology annotation, molecular function: zinc ion binding; metalloendopeptidase activity. The record is from RefSeq and is a predicted model, not a curated record.